AUGUCUAGUUACCAAGCCCUCAACUUUGGCUUCGAGCUUGAGCUAUCUCUCAAUAGCAGCAAGAAGCACAAAAACUGGCUAUCCAUGGCUCAAGACACCAGCAGUCGCUUGGCCAAGAAAGGAGUCAGCAAUCAUGUUAAAGAAAAGGUGGAUGGGAACUACCGUAAAUGGUCCAUUGUCCAGGAGAUCACGAUCCCUCAGAAUCCUGCCAAGAACAACUGGGCCCUUGAGCUAGUUUCCCCCGUCUUCAGCCUCGAGUCUCAGUGGCUGUCCGAUGCAGACAACAUCUUUUCUGCUGUCCAGAAGCACUCGUCCGUUCAGAUGCUUCCCCAGUGCAGCACUCACGUACACGUCAGCCAGGCAGAUCAGGAGUUCUCGUCAUUCCAACUGGCCUCUUUGGGCAAGGCCAUCCUGGCAUAUGAAGCUUGCUUCGAUGCCCUCGUACCGAAGGACAGAGCUGCCGCCUACUGGUGCCAGAGCAACCGCCGGAACCCGGUGCUAUGUCGUUACCAGACCCUUGAAGACUGUCUCGACGCUCUCGACGUCGCGGCUCAACGAGGGACUACCGCCGUCGUUGAAGCGAUGUGCCUCUUUCCGGCAUCCAGUGCGUAUGGAAGAGCACAUGGGAGAAAGAGAGAUUUCGUUCACGGCAAAGUCUACAAGUGGAACUUUGCCCGCUUGCUAGGGCACGACCACAGCCGCACUAUUGAAUUUCGACAGCCUUCGGGCAGUACUUGCAUGGAAGAUGCCAUCGGCUGGGUUCUGUUGACACUAACGUUCGUUGCUGGUGCAACUGGAGGCGGCAACUGCAUCGGCUCGUUGGAGAGUGGCGGUGAUGACCGGUUGGAAUUUUGGCAGCUUUUGUGUCAUGGAGCUGGGGUUCUUGGACUUGAUCCCUUUCUACUUAAUGUCUUGAGCGGGUUCAUUGGUCGUGCAGCAGCUUGA
This is a messenger RNA of Colletotrichum abscissum, 945 nucleotides long. RefSeq lists its product as uncharacterized. Bases 1 to 945 code for a protein of 314 amino acids. The record is from RefSeq and is a predicted model, not a curated record. Lineage: Eukaryota; Fungi; Ascomycota; Sordariomycetes; Glomerellales; Glomerellaceae. The transcript is spliced from 2 exons.